Peronospora matthiolae is the source of this 414-nucleotide messenger RNA. NCBI's taxonomy places the organism in Eukaryota, Oomycota, Peronosporomycetes, Peronosporales, Peronosporaceae. The record is from the annotation of a GenBank genome assembly.
AUGGCAAAGCACCACCCAGAUCUGGUCAUGUGCCGCAAGCAGCCGGGCGUGGCUAUUGGUCGUCUAUGCGAGAAGGACGACGGCAAAUGUGUAAUCUGUGACUCGUACGUACGUCCGUGCACGUUGGUGCGGAUCUGCGACGAGUGCAACUACGGUUCGUACCAGGGUCGAUGCGUCAUCUGCGGCGGUCCCGGCAUCUCGGACGCCUACUACUGUCGGGAGUGCACGCAACUGGAGAAGGACCGUGACGGGUGUCCCAAGAUCGUGAAUCUUGGCAGUUCCAAGACCGACCUCUUUUAUGAGCGCAAGAACAACUACGACAAGAUCAUCCUCGCUUUCUCCACCUCUGCGUCGUUCAUGAGCUGUGACACGCUCGCGUCAAAAACGAAACAGAUCUUGGUCGAAUGUAGUUGA